AUGGCGUUGCGACCGUCUCUCCUUACCAGAGGCCUGCCAACUGGACUCAGCGAUACGGGCUCUCCAGCCUCGCCCGCCGAGCAACGAGACGAUGCGAAGAAGAACAUGUUGAAGGCGAUGCGGGCCCUGCCUACUCAGCAUUACUGGAAUGUGUACUUUGACAGACAGCAGAAGGAGCAGCAAAAGUCCCCGGAUGGGUCCUACACAGCGUCCCUGGAGCAGCUUGGCUCCCAAAUCGAGUCGGUUCAGGACUUCUGGCGCUACAAUAACAACACGCCCGUCGACCAGAUCAAGAUGCGUGAAUCCAUCUACUUGUUCAAACAGGGCUUCCAGCCCGUGUGGGAAGACCGAAGAAACAUAAAUGGAGGGAGUUGGACUUUCCGAGUGCCCAAGGCCAACGGGCCCGAUUUUUGGACGAGAGUCCAGCUGAUGGCUAUUGGAGAGAAGCUGCAAAGCAUUCUCGAUGUUGGUGAUCAACUUGCCGGCGUCGGUCUCUCGGUCCGUUUCAACUCGCACCUCAUCUCCAUCUGGCAUCGCGACGGCUCCAACAAGAAGUCGAUUGACGCCAUUCUGGCCACCGUCCUUGAGGAGCUCCCCGCAGAGCUCAAGCCGAAGCCAGAUAACUACUUCUACAAGAAGCAUUCCGACCACGCCGGUUUCAAGGCUCCCGACCCCGCAGCCACUGCUUCUGCUUCUACCGUUCAGCCUCCCAAAGCAUGA
Molecule: messenger RNA, 720 nt
Organism: Drepanopeziza brunnea f. sp. 'multigermtubi' MB_m1
Lineage: Eukaryota; Fungi; Ascomycota; Leotiomycetes; Helotiales; Drepanopezizaceae
Biological process (GO): translational initiation
Cellular component (GO): eukaryotic translation initiation factor 4F complex
Molecular function (GO): RNA 7-methylguanosine cap binding; translation initiation factor activity
Source: RefSeq, a predicted model, not a curated record